AUGCAAGCAAAGCAAUAUUAUCGAUCUUUUUAUGAGUCAUUUAUGCAAUAUGAUGCUACUAAUUUCUGGAAUUCAGUAUUCAUUGUGAGUUUUGUUGAGUCUAAAAGUAGAAAUAUAUCUGUUUUAGGCAAUAAGACAAGAUUCCGAACAAUAUAUUGUCGAUAAUAAUCUUUCAUUCAAAGUUGCCAGAGAUGAGCUGAAUGCAAAUAAGAAUCGCUAUUUGGAUGUAGCGCCUUGUAUGUUUCAAAAUUGAAAACAAGUUAUGAAAUUUAAUUUUCAGUUGAUCAAUGCCGAGUGAGACUAACACCAACUGAAAAGAACACAACAGGAUAUGUAAAUGCAUCUCCAGUUGUAAUAGCUGAAGCUAAGCGAAACUAUAUUCUUUGCCAAGGUCCAAUUGAAACAACAUGUGGUGAUUUCUGGCAAAUGAUUUGGGAGAACAAUGUUCCACUUAUAGUUAUGUUGAAUAGAUUGAUCGAGAAUAAUAGCUGGAAAUGUCAUGAUUAUUAUCCAAUGAAAGGAAAAGAUUAUGAAACAUUCGAAAAUUGGCAUGUAAAACUUAUUGAAGAAAUCGACAAAGGAGCUUUUGUUCAUCGCAAAAUCGAACUUACUAAUUUAUCCACUCAAACAACUAGAAUAAUUCAACAUGUUCAAUAUAUCGAAUGGCCAGACUUUGGAGUUCCUCCAUCAACUGAAUGUUUUCUCGAAAUGAUGAAUUAUUGCAUUGGUAAUUACUUCAAAGUUUUAUUCGAAAAGUUGUAGUCAAUUUUCAGAUUUAAAUAAUAUGCCACAUAGUACUGAAGAGCCACCAGUUGUUGUUCAUUGUUCAGCUGGAAUUGGGCGAUCUGGAAGUUUUGUAUUUAUUGAUUCAAUUCUUAGAAUGUGUGAACUUGAACAUAAAAUGGAAGGUCGAAUUGAAGAACAUGUUCUUCGAAUGAGAAGAUCGAGAUAUGGACUUAUCCAAACUCCUGCUCAACUUCGUUUUGCUUGGUUAGCAAUUAUCGAUGCACUUGGAAAUAAGUUUGGUUUAUCUCCAACAAACCUCGAAGAAAUAAAAACUGCAGAAGAAGAAGAACAAUCAGCUGAAUCAUCUACUUGUCAGAAAAAGUGAGUUUUCAAAUUUGUGCAUUGUCUCUUUUUUUGCUUCUCAACCUAUCCAUUCACUGUUUUGAGAACAGAAGCCAACGACAAGAAUUCAAAAAAGAAGAGCAAAUCAUUGAGCAAAAAAUUAUCGCAAACAAUCAAAAAAGUCUCAGUCAAAAAGACGAAAAUAGAGAAAAAAGGUAUCUAAAUGUAUUCUUUUUCGCUUCAAAUCAACAUGUUUUCAGAAUAAUUUUGUCUAACAAUUAUGUUGUUUGCAUGCAUUUUUGUUGUUCUAACAUAUCAUUUUUACCAAAGCACUUUUCAGUUACUUUCCCAAGAUAUAAAGUUUUAGUAACUAUAUGUUUUUAACUUCUCAUAAUUUUAUAAAUAACCAAAUAUUCAGACGCGAACUGAUUGAAAAAAUGGUGGAAAAAAGUCGUUUGGCUGAAAAAUCUCAACAAAACGGAGGUAAUUUGUGGAAAAUUUCGAUAUCUGUUGGAACAAUUGCAAUUGUCGCUGGCGGUUUAGCCUAUUUUUUCUCAUAUCCACGCAAUUCUUUGUAA
Messenger RNA from Caenorhabditis angaria, 1646 nucleotides. The record is from the annotation of a GenBank genome assembly. NCBI's taxonomy places the organism in Eukaryota, Metazoa, Nematoda, Chromadorea, Rhabditida, Rhabditidae.